This is a messenger RNA of Trichoderma harzianum CBS 226.95, 1257 nucleotides long. RefSeq lists its product as hypothetical. The record is from RefSeq and is a predicted model, not a curated record. The coding region runs from base 1 to 1257 and encodes 418 amino acids. The transcript has 3 exons. NCBI's taxonomy places the organism in Eukaryota, Fungi, Ascomycota, Sordariomycetes, Hypocreales, Hypocreaceae.
AUGGCCGCGGCUACCAUCUCGACCGCCUCCAUCCCCUCCGGCAGACCCACCGCCGGCACCACCGCCGAGAUCGAGUCCGGAGCCGUCGAGAUACCCGACCAUCUGGCACGCUUCUCAUCAACUCUCUCCUCGCAUCUGCGCCCGACAUCGGCUGGCGUCCCUCGGCUAUCUGUCGCAUCCUAUUCGCACCUCUACCAUAGCUGCCAAGGGAGCCCCCAUGGUGCGCAUUUUGUGGUGCACCAGCACGACCAUCCCGUGGCCGGUCCGCACUACGACCUGCGUCUUCAGAUCAACGAGACGAGCAGCGUCAGCUGGGCCAUCAUGUACGGGCUGCCCGGUGACGCCAACAGCAGCCGCCAGAGCCGCAAUGCCACCGAGACUCUAUGUACGCAGAAUCACCUUGUCGAAACCGCGUCUCCAGAGACGGGCUCCCUCCUCAUCUGGGACACGGGCACGUACUCGAUUCUCCCACGCCCCAGCAAACAUGCCCCUACUCUCGACCCCUCCUCACCGCCAGCCUCUCACCAAUCUCAGUCUGCAUCUGCAUCUCCGUCUCCCUCCCAGACGGCCCAAUCUCUGCUUCACGCUGCCUUCCAGGACCGUAAGAUCCGGCUGCGUCUCCACGGAGCAAAGCUCCCCGAUCCCUACGUCAUCAAUCUCCGCAUGACCAAGUCGGAGGAUGCCGCAGGGCGGUCUAGGGGCCUGAAAAGACGGGCUACAGGUACUAUUCGUAGGCGUCGAGGGAGAACGACACGGGUCCAGCUGCAAGAGCGGGAAACUAGCUCUUCUUCUUCUUCUUCUUCUUCUUCUUCUUCUUCUUCUUCUUCCAGCAGCGAGGCUGAUGACAAUGGCGAUGGCCAUGGCUUGGAUAACAAAGAGCCCCAAACCGAAGCCAUUGACGACCCCUCCCUGAGGGAACAGCAAGACGCACAAGUCCGCCUCACAAACGCCUACCCCGGAGCCUCAAACACCAUCGGCAGCAUCCACCAACGAAGAUGGUACCUCUCCCUUGAUCGCCGCGCAUGUGGCUUUACAGAAAAGCGGCGUCGCGGCCGCUGCAGCUUAUGGGAGUCUCCUCCGAUAGAGUCACCUUCAACCUCAGAACCAGGACCCUCGCGGCUCUCGUUCCCAUUUUACGUCCGUGGGCCGCAGUUUGAACAGAGCGUGGUGACGGGGAGAAGAGGAGAGGACGUUCUGCGGGAUGAAGGCGUGACUACCUUUAUCGCGAGGAAAGGUUGGAUGCCUUUGAUGAAGUGA